This is a messenger RNA of Scheffersomyces amazonensis, 2092 nucleotides long. RefSeq lists its product as uncharacterized. NCBI's taxonomy places the organism in Eukaryota, Fungi, Ascomycota, Pichiomycetes, Serinales, Debaryomycetaceae. The transcript has a single exon. The record is from RefSeq and is a predicted model, not a curated record. Bases 272 to 2041 code for a protein of 589 amino acids.
AAAGUAUUGUCAGUACAAGCAAGUUUCAAACACAACCAAAGUUAGAUUUUUUGAAAAGUUCUUGUUGUAAAGGUAUCAGUGUUAGUAUUACUUAAAAGUUGAAAGUGCAACAACUAAUAGAGCUUAUUUGAUAUUUACUGUUUUUCUAUUCAUUAUAGCUAUUGUCAUUUUACUACUUCCUACAAGCUUCAACAUCCCAUUACAUCAUAAUCAAAAAUAAGUUUGAAUUCUAAAUUUUAUCUCAAUUAAAUAACUGCUUUAUAAGUCAACAAUGUCAAAUAAGAAAGUAAACUUAUCCCUUAAGUUAAAUAAAUCUAUCAGUAAUCUUUCGGCAUCGUCGGACUUUAACUCAGGUGCACCAUUCACACCUUUAGAACAAACUUUAAAAACUCCAAUAGACACUCCUAAGCUUAAUCCUCAAUUUGGUCAGUUUGGUGCAUCAACAAAUACAGCUAAUCAAAAUGGGUUUUACUUUGCUCCACCACCUCAAGUUGGUUCAAAUCAAUUAUAUUCAAAUCCAGUAUAUAAUGAAUCAGAUGAUAUAUUAACAGAUAUUGAUGAUGUUAAUGGAUCUUCUGCAUUUAAAUCAACUAGAAAUUAUACAAUACAUUUCACUCAAAUUUUUGAUCAAUUAGUCAUGUCAAUUUACUCACAUUUCCUUUCCUUACCCACUACCACACCAUUUCUGGGAAAUAUUCCUCCUAGUGGUUUAGCUAGUAAAGUAGCAAAUGAGACAAUGUCAAGUUUACUAGCAAAUAUUACAGGAUUUAAUCCUCCCUUAUAUGAUCAUCAAUCAAUAAUUAAUCUCGAUUAUUUGAAAAAUCAGCAUUAUCAACCAAUAUUUUUACAAUUAAUAAGAAAAAGAUUAUUGGAUUUAUGUACUUUUAAUAGUCAAAAUAAUGAUAAAUCAGUUGUUAAUAAUGGUAAUAAUUCAUGUGUCAAUUCUAUCAUUAAUAAUAAUAGAUUACCUGAUUCUACUACAGUUUCGGUAACUUCAACUGGUUUACGUCAAUCAUCAAUUUCAAAUUUAUCUCUUAAUGAAUUAAAUAUCCUGAAUUAUAAUUCUCAACAAAUUGGAUCCAAUGGUUCAAAUACAAACCCCAAUCCUCCACCAUUAAACAGAUCUAGAUCAUCUUCCUUAAGUUUAAGAAAACAUUCUUUAACGAGGAAUAAUUCUUAUACUAAUAAUAAUUGGUUACAUGUUGGUAAUAUCAAUAGUAUAAGACCACAUAGUAAUAGUACUGUUAGUAAUGGUACAGGACCAAUUAAUGAGAAUUUUAAUAUUAGUACAGAUUCUCUUCAAUCAGUUCAAGAUUAUGUUCCUCAAAAUUAUAUUAAUAGAAGUGCAAAUAAUGGUAGUGGAAGUUUUAAUUCUAUGAUGAUGGAUUAUCAAACACCUCCAAACUCCAAUAAAGGUUCUAUUUCGGGUCCUACUAUGACUCCACCAUACUCGAAUAAUCAAAUUAUACAUAAUUCACUUGCCCAUGGUCAUAAUGCCAAUCCUGGUGAUUUUGAUGAUUUUUCAUUGUACCAGCAACAACAACAACAGCAACAACAACAGAAUCAACAGCAAAGAUCAAGGAGUUCAUCAAGAGGUACUAAUUCAUUUCCUCAUCCAUUAACUAUUAAUACUGAAACCGCCAACCUUCAAGCAUUGAAUGCAUUGAAUGGUGUUUCUACCCCUUUAGGAUUAAAUACAUCCAGAGGAGGUUAUUCUAAUAAUGUUCCAACAAAUGGGUUUGCCUUGGACUCACCAUUCAUGUCAGCAACUACACCUUCAGAAGAUUUUGGAUAUUUCUCUAAUGGUUUCCCUCAACCACAAUUCCCUCAAGGUCAAUUUUCAGCUCCUAAUAGUGCGGGAAGUGUUAUGUCAACUGCUUCUUCAUCUUAUAAUAGUGGAGGUGAAAGUCCAAUCACCAUUAGUACAUCUGAAACUAUAAAUUCAGAUAGUAAUAGAGGACACAUUCCUAACUUGGUAAGUCAAUUCAGUUUAAGUGAGAAAAAGAGGGAUUCAUUAAAGAUGAAGAGAGGGAUUCAUUAGCAUUCCCAUCCAUAAUAUACAUGUCCAUCACGUUUAUAGAGAUGGAUAUAU